GCAAGAUGGGCCAUGGCUCACCGCGUCGGCACGGCCCUGUGCUUUUGGGCGAGCCAGCGCGUGCACUGCGGGGAGAGCUAAUCGAUAAGGGCGCAGUCCUUCUAGAAGCGAGUCGAAGUGACGUCGGACUCGACGGAGCCCGUGUCUGUCAGCAGCAUCGUUUACUAACAUUGGUAUUUUUCUGCCGCCGCCGGCUGCUCGUCCGUCCCUGCCCUAGAUACGACCCUAUCCUUCCACCUGCACCCUGCGGCCAUGGAGACAGAGCCAGAGACGCCCGACUUGACCUGGUCCGCCCAGUUAACCAUCGCCCACUCGUCCCGCGCCACGCAGUUGCCCGGCGACAAGAUCCUACUGCCGCCCUCGGCACUCGAACAACUGCUCGCAGCAGCGCCUGUCAUCACCACCGACUCCAAUCAGACACACAUUACGUCCUUCGACCCUUAUAAUCCGUAUACCUUCGCCGCUGAGCGCCAGGCACGCGCGCAGUUCCAAGACCGGCACCAGCAACUACCGCAUCCGCUCACGUUUCGCCUCGUAAACCCAGGCAAUGGACGAGUCGUAUAUGCCGGCAUCCGAGAGUUCUCUGCAGAAGAAGGGCAAAUACUGCUGAGUGGCUUCUUACGGGAAGCGCUGGGCUUGGAGGCGGGAUCCACCCAGUCUUCGAGGAAAGCCAGCCCAGAUGGCGAUACCGACAUGGUGCAUGGUGCGGAACAGCUCGGGGUGGAUGGCGCCGACCCGAUACAGAUAACCGUCCAUGCAAAGCAAUUACCAAAGGGUUCUUUUGUCAAGCUGAGACCGCUCGAGGCAGGCUACGACCCAGAAGAUUGGAAGUCGCUUCUCGAGGAACACUUGCGCGCAAAUUUCACCACGCUCACCAACGGCGAAGUGCUGGUUGUCUAUGGCGGACGAGCUUCCAAGGGUCGACGAGAAGAAUUUCGAUUCCUUGUGGAUGGCUUCAAACCGGAAGGAGAUGGCAUUUGUGUGGUGGACACAGAUCUGGAGGUCGACAUCGAAGCGCUCAACGAAGAACAAGCACGCGAAACGCUGAAGAAAAUCAUGGCUAAGAGGCAAAAGGCACCAGGUACUGCCGGAGGAAGUUCAGCUGGUGGCAAGAUCGACGUAUUCAAAGCGCAGGAAGGCCAGGUUCUGGAUGGCGAAUACGUGGAUUACGAGCUCUCGUCAUGGGACCGCACUCAGGGCCUCGAGAUAUCACUGAGCGGUGUUGACGAAGAAGACGAAAUAGACCUCUUCGUUAGCCCUCACUCGUCCCGACAACGCGUCCGACCUCGAGAAGACGAGCAUGUCUUCGCAGACGUAUCCAGUAAAUACCCCAAGCGCAUCCGGCUACAGCCAACGAACGUGGAACUCGAAGAUGCAGAAGCAAUAUACAUCUCCGUUCGCGCCUAUCCAGCAGACGACCCAUCAACUACACCAAGACAGUUCCAGCUCAAGGCGUCUAUCUACGACCCUCAAGCAGGAUCUGAAUCGGAAGACACAAGUGGUACUGAGUCCCGUCCAGACGAGGUCCAAUGCAAAAACUGCCUCCAAUGGGUCCCCAAAUCCUCGCUCUUCCUCCACGAAAACUUUUGCCUUCGAAACAACACCAUAUGCCCCCAAGGCUGCGGACAGGUCUUCCAGAAGCGCUCCGAAACAUUCAAGAAUCACUGGCACUGCCCACAUGAUACUUUUACAGGCAACACCCACCUCUCACAAAGCAAGCACAACGCCCUCUACCACACGCCCCAAGCAUGCCCUUCCUGCGACAUGGGCUUCCCCUCCAUCCCAACACUCGCCUCCCACCGCGUCACCGAGUGCCCAGGCAAACUCAUACUCUGCCGCUUCUGUCACCUACAAGUCCCGCAAGAAGGCGAUCCAACCGGGCCCCCGAGCCCCGAACUCCUCCUCUCGGGCCUCACACCCCACGAGCUCGCCGACGGCGGCCGCACAACCGAAUGCCACCUCUGCGCCAAAAUCGUGCGCUUUCGUGACAUGGAAACGCACCUCCGGCACCACGACCUCGAGCGCCUGUCCCGCCCUGCGCCCCGCAUAUGUCGUAAUGCAAACUGCGGCCGCACGCAAGACGGCGCGAACCGUCUCGGCGACACGCGCGCUGGCACGCGGAAAGGCCAGGGCCCGGGCAACGAGAUCGGACUCUGCAGCGUGUGCUUUGGCCCGUUGUACGUCUCGCUGCAUGACCCCGAGGGCAAGGCGCUGCGGCGCCGCAUCGAGCGGCGCUAUCUGAGCCAGCUGCUCACGGGCUGCGGGAAGAGCUGGUGCCGCAACGAGUUCUGCCGUACGGGCCGCAAGAACAGCUCGGGUGUCGACAAGGCGGUCCCGACGAAGGAUGCGAUUCCCAUGGUAAAGCCGUUUCUCGAGGGCAUGGAUGGCCGCGGGUAUGCGACGCCGCUGCAUUUCUGCACCGACGAGGCGAGUCAGCGAAGACGAGGGUUGGCGGAGAUACUGAGUGCGGAGAGGGGGGUGGAAGGGAAGGGGGGGUACGGGAUGGAGUGGUGUGUUGCAGCAUUGGAGGCGGAAGGUGGUGAUCUAGAUAAGGCGAGGGGAUGGCUGAAGGGGUGGGCGCCGCAGAGGACGGAGAAGUCGUUAAGCAUAUAGAUGGCGUUGGCAAGGUUGAUUCAACAUAGACAGAGAGAUACCCAUGCUUGCAAUCUAAGACGGAUGAGCAUAGAAUCGAUGUUGUUCACACUUGUCUAGAGAGCCGAGGACGCUUGGCGAUGUUAUCUAUUCACAGAUGCUAGAAGUUGUCCAAGUGCCGAUUAGUAUC
Paraphaeosphaeria sporulosa is the source of this 2782-nucleotide messenger RNA. Its product is annotated as ubiquitin fusion degradation protein-like protein. The record is from RefSeq and is a predicted model, not a curated record. Gene Ontology annotation, molecular function: polyubiquitin modification-dependent protein binding. Gene Ontology annotation, cellular component: VCP-NPL4-UFD1 AAA ATPase complex. Lineage: Eukaryota; Fungi; Ascomycota; Dothideomycetes; Pleosporales; Didymosphaeriaceae. The coding region runs from base 253 to 2613 and encodes 786 amino acids. The transcript has a single exon.